Molecule: messenger RNA, 1383 nt
Organism: Suillus clintonianus
Lineage: Eukaryota; Fungi; Basidiomycota; Agaricomycetes; Boletales; Suillaceae
Exons: 3
Coding region: 1-1383 (460 amino acids)
Source: RefSeq, a predicted model, not a curated record
AUGAAUAUCUUGGCGUGCGUCUUCACUUUUGUCUUGGUCCUCACGCCAUCCCCUGAAUAUCCAACACCUGCAGAUUCAGUGCCAUCGACCCGACACGGUCGCAUCCUCGACGGCUCUGUCUCCACCCCGAACCUUUCCGCCACAUCACACAGCAAGCAGCCUUCGCAACAGAGCACAAAAUCAACGCCACCAGUAUCAGGUGUCGAUCGCUGGCUAUCCCCCGAGACAUGGUGUGACGCGUUAUUCUUUCCACGUCCGUGCCUGAGGUCUGAGCGCGCACAUGGGCAAUACGGAGGAAGUAGCGGACGAAUCAUCAGUCCACCAAUCACACCUGUCGCUGAGGGUGCAUCACCGCGCCUCAGUCCUGCUAUACGUGGCGGGAGACCACAAGUGUUGUCAGCUACACAUGAUGUACGGAAGGAACACCAUGUUUUGUUGAAAUCCAGGUCGGCCGUUGAUAUCCUGUCUGGCCCCUCUAUAUCUGGCAGACCUCGUACUGCGUCUACGCCUCAACAACGCCCAGAUCCAGAUCCAGACCCAGUUCGGAACACAAGCCCCAAGGAAGAUGAAUCUGUACCGGGCCCAUCGACUGUGCAACAGGAACUCCGUCCGUCAGCCUCUGUGCCAUCGUUGACCCAAGUUCUUGAAGAAGGCGAGGUUCUAGAAGCACAACGAAAACGGUGGCAACACCAGGCGUCGCAUUCUUUUGGGAACAGCCGAACCCGCUCCCUCUCCCGCGCUCGUGCCAGGUCAUUGUCACGAAGUCAUAGUCGUCCUGGGCACAAGCAAGAGGGCAGCACGACCCUAGAAUAUCUGGCUGCAUGCACGCUCCUAGGAGCUCAGAGCAUUGCUCCCGCCGUCAACGCUGCACGUUCUUCGCACUCCCGAUCUCAUUCCCAUUCUCAUUCCCAAACUCAUUCAAAUUCUCGCGGGCGCUCUAGUUCGUACUCAUUCACGGGCUCACAAUCUCACUCCCUUGCUACCUCCAUCAUCUCCACUUUUUCACCAAGAAGGCUGGCGCUCCCUUCAAACGGUCAUUUUCACCCGCCACCUCCAGCGUGUCCACGGCUAGAACGACAACGGAAACUUGCAGAGGUGCUGCGCACACAUGCUGAAGCGGAGGAUCGGGGAGAGGAUGUGGAGCGGCAGAAGAAUUGGGAAUGGACGAUAGAAGAGAACGAGGCGAGGAAGGCACGGAGAGCGGACUAUGAGUUUCAUGGUAGGGGAUUUUGUAGACGAUGCUCACGCGGCUCGACGGCGCUACAAGAACUCUCCGCUACCGCCUUCCCGACCAAGCAUCUUCAACACCCAACGCCGCCACCUCGAUCUCCACGGGACCCGCGCCCUUUUGCAGCGUUUCUUCGUCACGGAUGGCUCGCGUAG